This is a messenger RNA of Lasiosphaeria miniovina, 1354 nucleotides long. RefSeq lists its product as uncharacterized. NCBI's taxonomy places the organism in Eukaryota, Fungi, Ascomycota, Sordariomycetes, Sordariales, Lasiosphaeriaceae. The record is from RefSeq and is a predicted model, not a curated record. Bases 317 to 1078 code for a protein of 253 amino acids. The transcript has 2 exons.
GAGGUAACCCACGCACGCCUCUGUUGGCGGGAGGGGUGAUGGGGACGGGGUGGGUGGUUCCCGACGCGUGGGUUUGGGGAGAAGCUCUGAGCACAGAUGCUGGCUGCAUCGCAGGUCGGGCGUGGCGGGUAACGCGGUUUCUGCGGGCGGCGGUGACAGAGCAUGGGAAUGGCUUUGCGCCUGCUCCAAGUCCGUGUUGUCGCUGUCGUCGGCGAACCGGACGGCGCGCCGGCGCUUCGGGGCCGGGCGCGGCGACGGCGGCUGGGCCGGGACGUCGAUCCAGUCGAGCAUCUGCGAGCGCACGUGGACCUUGACCAUGCUCGGCUGCAGCAGGUCGAGGGGGUCUUGCUGGCUGCUGAGGCACGAGAUGACCAGGUUCAGCUGCACGCCCUCGUCCGUCUUGGUCUCGAGGAACAGCUUGACGGCGUGCCGGAAGCUGGAAGCGUCCCGCGUCGACCACGCCGUCCACAGCGCGUCGUGCAGCGCCUGCGAUGCCCUCCGCGUCGCGCCGUACGAGCUGAAGUCGGAUGGGAUGCGCUUGCGCGAUGAUGAGCAGCGGAUGGCUGUCCAUGUGUUGUUGCUGGCGGCGGCGGCGGCGGUGGCGGCGGCGGCGGGCGGUUUUCUGGCUUUGCCUAGUUCGCUUGCCUGCUCGCGCAGGAUCUUCAGGUCGUUGUUGGAGCUGCGCAGGUCGCCGAUCCACUGCCCGAAUUUGUGCUUGUCAAAGGCAAUUUUGACGCCGUCCUUGAGCCGUUUCACGGCGUCUUUUACCCGCUCGCCCUCACGGCGUUCUUCCUCCAGGCAGUCAAAGCACUCGAGCCCCUCCUGCACGUCGGCGAUGGCCUUGCUGAUCUCGUCGACGAUCUCGUUUAGCACGCGGCAGUUGUUAGGGUCGAGGUGCUCCAGCAUGUCCCUCUCGAGGUCAGGGCUGCGCCAUUGGGCGUGGCUCCCACUGUCCACCAUGGCCUGCACCAGAAGCUCAUCGUCGACGACCAGGCGGAGGAUGAGGUGGACUUCGUUGAGGAAGAACUGCCUCUGGCGCUCGAACUUCUUGCGCACGCGGUCAAUCUCGCGGGAAUAGUGCCGAAAGGCCCGCAGCUUGGACUGCGUGGCUUUGUACAGCUUCAGACCCCCGCCCAGGAUGGGCAGCAGGCCGAGAGAGAUGGACACGGGGUCCAUCGGAUGUGCAUCUGAGUUGUGGGUUGUGAGAUUGACUGGUCGUAUCAGGGGAACCGUGAGAGCGCGGCCGUAUCAGGGGAGCCAUGAGAGCGCGGAAUAUUUGCGACUGCUGCCGUCAGGAGACGAGAGGGGGGCUGUGGCCGGGCUUUGGCUUGGCUGCCGGCAUUGGGUUGUGCCU